CUAUAUGGUCAUCAUCAUCCUCAACUCUAUCUUCUGAUUUUCUUUUUCUUCUGCUAUUUGUGAGAAUAAAGAUUUGAUCUUUUUUCUUUAUAGGUUUUGUUUUGUUUUUCAUUUCAUGGCAUGCCAACUUUGCUUAUUAUUAACAAAACCUUUACAAAAAUACAAACUAACUCUAUAACUUGAAUCUUUACCAGAAAGUUUCCAUCCUUUUUAUUGAAAAACUGUUAGAGAAUCAACCUCAUCUGUUAAUGGCUAGAGAAUUCUGUGAAGAUAAGUCAAGAAACAUGGUACCAUCAUCAUCAUCAGGAGGAGGAGGAACUGGAUUUUGUUACUCAGAUGUUUCAUCUGGUAAUAACCCAACAAUCCAAACCCAUCUUGGUAACCAGAUCCAAGGGUUUGAUUCAAAUCCAGAGAUCUUCAACUUAACUACAGGCAUGGAGAUGAUAGGGUUUUCAAGAAAUCUACAACAACAAACUCACGACAGUAACUCAGCUGCUGCCUCUAUGUGGAAGAGUUUCUUUAACAAGCCAGGUCACAACAGCCACUCUGGCGGCGGUAGCGGUGGCGGCGGUUCUUGUUCUAAAGCAAUGAAUGAGUCAACAAGUGAUCAUUUUUAUCAGCAUGAGUUCAAUACAACUGGGAUGUCUGAAACAAGCAGUGAUCAUCAUCAGAAUCUAAUGAUUGGACCAGACUCGUCAUCAUCUCCAUGGCAAGAACAUAGAUUACUUGUGGAUGACUCAAACUUAAGAUGUGUGUUCCCAUGUGAAGGAAAUGAAAGACCAAGUCAAGGUCUUUCACUCUCUCUUUCUUCAGCUAAUCCUUCUACUAUUGGAUUACAGUCUUUUGAAUUAAGACACACAGCUCAUAAUCAAGAACAAGAACUCAGGUUUAUGAACUCAUCAUCUUCAAGAGAUGAUCAUAUUCAACACCACCAACAGAUGAUUCAAGAUGGGUUCUUAACAAAACCUGCAAAUUUAUUACAUCAUCAGCAGGGGCAGUUUCAGCUUAGGAACUCGAAAUAUUUGGGUCCUGCCCAAGAACUUCUGAUGGAGUUUUGUAGUCUUGGAACUAAACAAACUGAUCAGACAAGACCAAGACCCAAUAAAGCAAAACAGUGGGAUGAUGAAAAUGGAAGCUGUAGUAAUACUUCUUCAAGAAAACACUCGCUUUUCUCACUUGAAUUAUUGGAGUUGCAGAAGAGAAAAACUAAGCUACUCUCAAUGCUUGAAGAGGUGGAGAAAAGAUACAGACACUACUGCGAUCAAAUGAAAGCGGUGGUUUCAUCAUUUGAAGCAGUGGCUGGUUCAGGAGCUGCUAUGGUGUACUCGGCUUUAGCAUCGAAGGCUAUGUCGAGACAUUUCAGGUGUUUAAGAGAUGGAAUUGUGACUCAAAUUCUUGCUACCAAGAAAGCUAUGGGAGAAAAAGAUCCGAUUGCACCGGGUACGACUAAAGGAGAAACUCCAAGAUUAAAAGUUCUUGAUCAAACUUUAAGGCAACAACGAGCUCUUCAACAAAUGACUAUGAUGGAAACUCAUCCAUGGAGACCUCAACGAGGCUUACCCGAAAGAUCUGUUUCUGUUCUUCGAGCUUGGCUUUUCGAGCAUUUUCUUCACCCAUACCCAAGUGAUGUUGAUAAACAUAUUUUAGCCCGCCAAACAGGUCUCUCGAGAAGCCAGGUAUCGAAUUGGUUCAUUAAUGCAAGAGUUAGGCUUUGGAAGCCUAUGGUUGAAGAAAUGUAUAUAGAAGAAACAAAAGAUAGAGACAACAAUAUGGCUAAUUCUCCAGAAGGAUUUACUGAUCUUGAAGACAGUAAUAAUGGCCGGCCGAUUAAUCAGAAUCUUUCCUCAACGGAUCAGAAACCGACACCCGAUCAGCUCAUUCGUAUCGAUUCGGAAUGUCUUUCUUCAAUUAUCUCAAACCCUGAUAAAAAUAAUGACACUCCAAAAGCCACUAAAACAUUUCAAGUUCAUCACCAUUUACAAGAACACCAACAAAAUUUUGGAGCUUUUGGUGCAGUGGAAUUAGAUUUUUCAUCAUAUAAUCAUCACCAUGAAGGAGGUGGCGUUUCUUACGGUAAUGAUCAUCAGAAUUUCAACGGCGGUGGCGGUGGUAGUGGAGGUGGCGUGUCAUUGACGUUAGGGUUACAACAGCAUGGCGUGUCCCAGAGCUCUCUUUUUUACCCUAGAGAUCAUAUUGAUGAAUGUCAAACAGUUCAAUACUCACUUCUUGAUGGUGAAGGACAGAAUUUGCCUUACCGGAAUUUAAUGGGAGCUCAGUUGCUGCAUGACUUGGCUGGCUAAAACCCUAGCCGCCCAGCCGCCGGAACUCGGAAAGGUAGGUUUGGCUUACCAGAAAAAAUGGUGAUAGUUGGUGGUGGAUAAAUAUAGUUUAGACAUUGAUAAAUUAAUUAAUACUCUUCAUACAUAUAAUUAAAAUACAUACAUAAAGCUAUAGUUUAGCAAAUUUCCUUUUAAAUUGGCAAGAAAUAUCAAUCUCUAUUUUUAUUGCUAGGUUAA
Messenger RNA from Mercurialis annua (annual mercury), 2516 nucleotides. RefSeq names its product homeobox protein BEL1 homolog. Gene Ontology annotation, biological process: regulation of transcription by RNA polymerase II. The coding region runs from base 249 to 2300 and encodes 683 amino acids. Gene Ontology annotation, molecular function: RNA polymerase II cis-regulatory region sequence-specific DNA binding; DNA-binding transcription factor activity, RNA polymerase II-specific. NCBI's taxonomy places the organism in Eukaryota, Viridiplantae, Streptophyta, Magnoliopsida, Malpighiales, Euphorbiaceae. The record is from RefSeq and is a predicted model, not a curated record. The transcript has 5 exons.